AUGCAUCUGUGUUGGAAAUUUGUUUGGGAAGAUUUCGGGUUUUGGAAUUCUACUUUCAAGAAGUCGCCGGUCUUAUUGCAUUUAUCCGAUCGUAGACACGAUUUGAACGGCACCAAUAUGAACGUUGGGUUUUUAUUCGAUGACAAUGACACGUGGAACCAUCUGGAAGAUUACAAAUAUCCGAGGAUAGACACGUUCACCAAACAAAAUUACUUAACCAUAAAGGCUUUGAUGGAGUACUGCAACAUCAACAUGACAAUUGUCUCGGCAGAUGUCUGGGGUUAUUACAACGCGACCACGAAGAACUGGAACGGUUUAGUUGAGAAAGUCAGAAGCAAUGAGGUGCAGAUAUCUGGAUCGUCGCCCUUCUUCACUGCGCAACGCUUCCAAGUGGUGGAUUACAUCAAAAUGCAGAACCCUUUGACCAUACAAUUCGUCAUGAAAAGACCACCAGUUUCUUCGGUUUACAACCUCUUCACGUUACCGUUCAAUGCGAACGUUUGGAGAUGCUUGGGCAUCACCAUAUUGAUUUUCGUUGUUGCAAUCUACAUAACUUACAACUGGGAAUCGAGAACUAAUAUCAAUUUUUCGCAGAAAGGCAGUUUCUCAUUCUCCGAUGUGAUUGUGGUAAUCUCCGAAGUUAUGUGUCAGCAAGGGACUUUAACUGUGCCCGAAUCCACGCCGAGCCGCAUCUUAGUCAUCUUCCUCUUUACAUCUUUCAUGUUCAUUUACUCUUCCUACUCCGCUUACAUCACUGUUGUUCUGCAAUCCACCUUCAAGAUCACCUCGUACCAUACUCUCAUCCACUCUCAGAUGAAGGUGGGUGCGAUGAACACUACUUACAUGCCUUACUACGUGUCCCAAUCCGAGUCGAAGAUUGAGGCCCAGCUGUAUAAGAAAAAAAUUGGACCAAAAGGAUUCUACUCGCUCGAAGAAGGCAUGAAGAAGGUGCAGAGUGGAUUCUUUGCGUUUCAUUGCGAGAUUGCCGCCGCUUUCGACUACAUUUCAAAGGAAUUCACCGAACACGAAACCUGUCGCAUUCAAACUCUAUAUGGAUAUACUGAACACAUGCAAGGAUACACUAUGGUUCCCAAAAACUCUGCAUACAAGAAGAUCUUCAAAGUUGGGUUGAUGAGGAUCGAAGAGUACGGAAUUCAAAAACGAAAUUACUACCGAUAUUUUCGCACGCCGAAAUGUUACGUUCACGGUGGAGAAUUCCAGAGCGUCGGUCUUCUGGAAACCUUCAACGCUUUCAUGUUGUUAAUCGGAGGAUGCUCUAUCUCUUUUGUCCUCUGGAUGGUGGAAGUCGCUAGAUACAGAAGAGCAAAUCGCAAAGCUAAUCAAGAAUCGAUGAAACCAAAGAGCACGAAAGGCGAGAAAAAUGAUCCGCAAGUUUCAGAAUCGCCAGAAGUAAUUGAUUUUGAGUAG
Nicrophorus vespilloides is the source of this 1428-nucleotide messenger RNA. RefSeq lists its product as uncharacterized. The record is from RefSeq and is a predicted model, not a curated record. The coding region runs from base 1 to 1428 and encodes 475 amino acids. Gene Ontology annotation, molecular function: ligand-gated monoatomic ion channel activity. The transcript is spliced from 6 exons. Gene Ontology annotation, cellular component: membrane. Lineage: Eukaryota; Metazoa; Arthropoda; Insecta; Coleoptera; Silphidae.